Messenger RNA from Mytilus trossulus (common blue mussel), 732 nucleotides. RefSeq lists its product as uncharacterized. Bases 160 to 648 code for a protein of 162 amino acids. NCBI's taxonomy places the organism in Eukaryota, Metazoa, Mollusca, Bivalvia, Mytilida, Mytilidae. The record is from RefSeq and is a predicted model, not a curated record. The transcript has 6 exons.
AUGUCAUAACAAGACAUCAUUUACAUUGUCUUAACGAUAUAAAUAUAUAUUAAAUCAUUUUAUGACAGAUAGGGUAUAGGCUCCAUAUAAAGCUCUAAAUUCCAUCCUCUGUGCGUUUUUGCCAUUAAUUUUGUGGAAGAUAGAUAUUAGACACAGAAAAUGAAAUCCAUACUUGCUGUUAUUUGCUUUGUUGGUUUCGUUGCUUGUCAAUCUCCAGCAUCACCACAACCAGAACCAACAUCUAAGGCUGCCCCAGAACCAGCACCUGUCGUUGUAAACACAGUCAAAGUAACAGCACAAAGGACCGUCACUAAAUCUACAAAGAAAGGAUGUGACCCCGCAUGCGACACCCCAUUUGAAACAUGUGUGAGACUUGCUAAAUGUCAGGGAAAUGACUGCUUCAGAUGCGCUGUGACAGUGAGUAUCGUUUUACCUGGAGCCGGUGAAACCAUGACAAAACCAGCAAAGGAAACACCAGUAACUCUUCCUGCUGACCUCCCUAAUGUGUUUCAGAUGCUUAAUGCCGCUCAGAGUAACCAAUUAUUGAAUGUGCCAGCUCAAACAGGAAACUCAAUGUUCGGCAGUCAAGAUCCUAUGCAGAAUAUGUUAAUGGGAUCUUUUAUGUUCGAUGGUGGAAUGUUCUUCUAAACGAAAUGAGACAGCCUGAACUUGAAACAUUGCAAUGCAAUUAAAAAAUCAUAAUUUAUGAAAAUCAUCUACCAUUAUCAUAAU